Messenger RNA from Ictalurus punctatus (channel catfish), 9921 nucleotides. RefSeq names its product immunoglobulin superfamily, member 9b (gene igsf9b). Gene Ontology annotation, biological process: cell-cell adhesion. The coding region runs from base 675 to 6296 and encodes 1873 amino acids. The transcript is spliced from 21 exons. NCBI's taxonomy places the organism in Eukaryota, Metazoa, Chordata, Actinopteri, Siluriformes, Ictaluridae. Gene Ontology annotation, molecular function: protein binding. The record is from RefSeq and is a predicted model, not a curated record.
GGGGAGGAACAGCACAAAGUAGACGCUGUUCAUUUCAUUUCACAUGGCUUCUAUAUCUCGUGUAGUAAACUUUUUUUAAAGCAGCUAUAUCCGUUCUUCAGCUGGUCGACCACGGGUUUUCAGGAGGCUUCAGUGAUUUUAGUCUACUUUAAACCGAAAAGAAAAGGGGGAGUUGAAGCGAGAGUGCGCGCUUGUGUAGCAUGUAGCGAGUUGCGUUUAGCGUUGCGCAUUUGGACAACCUGUGUCAGCAGGUAAGGUCCUGUACACGAAGCCCUAACUCGCUCCGGUCAAAGGGAGAGGAAAAGCAUUGCCUCGGGCAAUUCCUGUGAAGAAAAUCUGUUUUCCCUCUGUGUAAAAAAAAAAUUCUAAUGGUUCUACAGCAACACCUUAUUCAAUUCGGCACCUGAUACGGGCGAUAAUGUAAAGCUCAGAGAAAACAGAGCCACGCGUUAUCUCAGCUCAGUUUGCAUGAGGAGGGUCAAGAAACACCUCUAUCUACCUUCAAACAAACAUUUGUUUUUAUUAUAUAUAUAUAUUUUUUUUUAACUAUACUGACCAGGACAUAUUCGGAAGGAACUUCUCUUGGGUAUACGAAAAAGGAAAACUUCUAUGGAGUGAUGUAUCACAGAAGGUGUAGAGCCUCAGAAAUGUGUGAUGGUGUGUGAGCGCUUGCCAUGGGACAGAAGAAAAUCUUGCUUCUCUGUGUCACAUUUGCUUCCUUCCUCUAUCUUACAAAUCCCUCAUUAAGUGCUGAAACAGUGGUGAAAGGAAGAGUAGGGGGGACUGUAGAACUGGGCUGCACCCUCACCUCUUCAUCAGAUGGGGUCAUGACUCCCAAUCUAUUCCCUCUGCACGUGGUUGAGUGGGUGCGGCUGGGCUACAACGUCCCCAUUCUUAUAAAAUUUGGAGACUACACGCCACGUGUGCACCCAAAUUAUAAAGGCCGUGUGUCUCUGAUACGGGGAGCGUCUCUAGUGGUUGAUGGCUUGACUCUGGAGGAUGAAGGCUGGUUUGAGUGUCGGAUACUUUUGCUGGACAGAACAGCUGAUGAAUUCAGAAAUGGCACAUGGACUUUCCUGUCAAUCACAGCUCCUCCAGUGUUUAUAAAGAUACCCCCUUCCUUUGUGGAGGUCCUUUUGGGGGAAUCUCUCACCCUUAGCUGUGGUGCACAUGGCAACCCAAAACCAAAAGUCAUCUGGAGAAAAGAGGACAACACACUGGAGGAAGAAGACAAGAUUAAGGUAAUCAAUGGAACCUUAUCUUUGGUCAAGGUUACCAGGGAAACAGCAGGAAUGUACAAGUGUCACAUAUCCAACUCUGAGGGAAACUUGACUCACAUUACCCAACUACAGGUUAAAGGUUCUCCAGUCAUUGUUAUUUCCCCUGAGGACACCACCAUGAACAUGUCCCAGGAUGCAGUUCUGAAGUGCCAUGCUGAUGCAUACCCAUCUAACCUCACAUAUGAGUGGCAGAAAGAAGGGCAAAAUAUCCAUUAUGUUGAAUCUAUGAAGUCUCGUGUAAAGAUCCUGGUGGAUGGUUCUCUACUCAUUCCUGAGUUAAUCCCUGAAGACUCAGGAAACUACACCUGCAUUCCCUCCAAUGGGUUACUGACUCCACCCUCAGCUUCUGCUACCCUGAAAGUGAAAUAUCCUGCACAGGUGGUGCGGAUGCCCAGAGAGACUUACCUCCCUGCUGGCAUGGGCGGAACAAUUGUGUGCCCAGUUCAAGCUGAACCUCCGAUGCUGUUUGUCAACUGGACCAAAGAUGGUGCCUCACUGGAUAUACGCCAGUACCCAGGUUGGAUGAUAAACUCAGAAGGCUCCUUGUUCAUAGACACAGCCAAUGAUGAUGCAGUAGGCAUGUACACCUGCACUGCCUACAACAGCUAUGGGACUAUGGGUCAGUCUGAACCUACCAAAGUCAUUCUGAAGGAUCCCCCACUGUUUCAGAUGUCCCCCAGGGCUGAGUACCUACAGGAAGUUGGUAGAGAGCUGAUCAUUCCCUGCCAAGCACAUGGGGACCCAGCACCUAAUAUCACCUGGACCAAAGCUGGGAGUACACUUUUCUCUCAAUUUACUGUUUUGUCCAAUGGUUCUCUGGUUCUGCGUCCAGUCAGCAAAAAUCAUCAAGGAGCAUGGGAAUGUCAUGCUACCAACUCCCUGGCCACAGUCAGUAAAGGCACUGUGGUUCUAGUGUUAGGGACAAGCCCCCAUGCUGUGACUGGGGUAUCUAUAGAUCCAGGCACUAACAGUGCCAAUGUAUCCUGGCAGCCUGGCUUUGAUGGAGGAUAUACCCAGAGGUUCAGCAUCUGGGUGAAGCCCACUAAUAGAGAGAAACAUGAGUGGACCUCACUCCCAGUCUCCACAUCUGAAUCCAGGCUCCUUGUGACAGGUCUCCAGCCUGCCACCAGUUACCAGUUCAGCAUCUUGCCCCAGAACAAGCUGGGCUCUGGCCCAUUCAGUGGGAUUGUCACCAUCAUGACCCUUGGUCCUCCAACAUAUCCACCCACUGUAGUAACUGAUGUAGCAGCACUACUUGCUCCCACCUCACUGUCAGUCAAUUACACAGCAGUGGGUGUGCUGCUGCAGUGGCUGCCACACCAUGCUCAGUCUCCACUGAUCAAAGCCUUUGUGCUCCAGGCAAGGCAGGAGAUGGGUGAAUGGGUUACACUUGAUAGAGAAAUCAAUGUCAACUCCACAGAAAUCCUUGUUCAAGGACUGACAAGAGACUCUUACUAUGAGCUGAGGCUGCUGUCACGUGGAACUAGAAUAGUCAGUGAUCCCAGUGAAUCAGUCAGUAUCACCACUAAAGGUAUGGAGGUAUACCCAGCUCCUCCCAGCUUGUUGGCUUUUGUUACUCAGCCCCUGAUGGCUGGUGUGAUUGCGGGUGUGUGCUUCCUGUUUUUGGCUAUCAUUCUUUCAGUGGUGACAGCAUGUGUUAUGAACCAGAGGAGGAAGCAGCGCCGCAGGAAGAGACAAGAUGUUAUCUCUACUGCCUUCCAGAAGACUCGAUCUGCACAAGCUAGCUUGCCUGAUGACAGUCCCAAGAGCAUACUGAAGAUGAAGUUAUGCCCUCCACUUAACAUUUUUCCCAAUUCCUCUUCUUCCGACCGUUCAGAUCGCUCAUCCUUUGAUAAGGGCAGCCACAGCGAGUAUCAGGAUCAGAAGAAGCAACUUCUCCCCUCAUCAUCUCCACCACCAUGCUACACUCUGUUUGAGAGCCACCUAGGCGGUUCCCCGUCCACAUUGUCUGCCAUUGAGUCUAUAUCCAGAGGUCCCGAUGGCCGUUUCAUUGCCCAACCAUGUUUAGAGGAUUCUAAGGCAAUGCAAAUUAAAACAAAAAAAGAAUUCCCUCAGUCCCCUGUACAGGACAAUGCUGAAAGGAGCAAGAGUAGCUCUUUCCGAGACUCUCCCAAAUCCUGUUCAGUUAGGUCAGAGAAGAGACUGAUACAAGAUCCACCAUCAGCAGGGCAGGGCAGCCACAGCAAAUGUCUAACACUGAUGAAAGAGCAAGAGGUGGUGAGAAGCUUCACGACCAGCCUCAGAGCACAAAAGCGUGAGAAGGAGCAGAAACAGUCUAAGUCAGCAAGUCCUAUUAGAAGAUGGGCUGGGGUUGAGUUGGAUGAACCCAUCUCGAAACCUCAGGAUAUUCCUCUCCGGCAAAAAGCCCAGAGACCUAGCAGCCUGGCCCAACGAGUUUCAGAAUAUCGGAGGGGUUGUUAUUUUGGCAACACCAGUAGUCCCAUGGAGAGUCCACUCUCCUCCACCUCCCCAUACAUUCAAUGGGACAUCAGCCCUGUGACUUCUCCUACCAGCCAGGUCCCUGCUCUGAGCCCCCCAGAGGGGAACACACUUCAAUGCAUGUUCCCAAACACAUCACACAGAGGUUUGGAGGGUGUAGAAGACUCAGCAGCAGGAGAUUUUUCACAAUCAUCAGUUACACAGUACACCUCUCUUUCAAUCCUUUCCCACCAAAGGGACAGUCCUUCUUGCUGUGAGUCAGACAUAAGUAAGGCACAGGCCAAAUGCCCAGAGAGACCAAUAGACACGGAGCUUUCCAGUACAAGAAUUAUAACCGAGGAUCAUUGGAUGAGAACACAGCACUCUGCUGCUGAAAGGGGAAAAGAAGCCAGCCCUGAAGGACACUUCCCAAAAUUCAGGACUAACUUGAGCCAGAAUUUUAUUGGUUGUUUCACCAUUACCCAUGAUAAUCAGAAGAGCGAUAGUGAGAUCAAAACUGAAGAUAAACCCAGCUCCUCAUCUUUGCAACCUGAAGAAGAGAAAGAGGGUGUCAGAGCACGCUCUCGCAAGAGUGACAAGUGUGUGUUCAGUGUUAGCCCCAAUCACAUUUCUCCUCUGCCCCUUCUUGAAAAUGAAGUUGAAAGUGAUCAGUCUAAUUUCUCCAUUAGAUUAUCUGAAUCACUGAAAGGCAAGAUAGUGCCACAGCCUGACAGGAUGCCUGCUCUGCAACCAAGCACUAUUCUGGAGUAUUUAAGCCUGCCAGGCUUUGUUGAGAUGAGUGUAGAUGAACCUAUUGAGGAGUGUCAACUCGCAGAAUCUACUUGGCUCAGCACCAAACAAGCAGAUGGGACUCUGUUAAGAGGUGAACCUGAUGUGGUUCCUAAGAACUGGGAGAAUCAAGGUCAUUACCACUUAGAGGAGAAUGACGAUCACCGAAGCAGAUUUUUGGUGGAUCAUAAAAUACCCAUUCCUGUAGAAUGUUCUAUUCCUGAAAAUGUAACUAGUUCUAAACCCUGUCUACAGCUGGCACAAGGACAUACAAGUAUAAACCCAAGGUCCUCAGACACAAAAUUUAUUUCGACACAGUAUUUAGCUUAUAAAGGAAAUAGUCCCUAUCCAUUGAUCUCUGACAAAAGCCUUGGUUCUGAUAAACCCAGACACUUGAGCCCAGCACAGCCUCUAGAGAGUACUAAAGUAGUCUAUAAUAUCCCUUAUCAAGGUGAGAGUAUGGAAGAAUCUUUAUCAGAGCACACUCAGUGGUGUCAAUCUCAGAAUAAGAGGACUAACCAAGUAAGUACACGGAUCUCUCAGGCUCCUGUGCCUUUAAUGAAGAAAUCAAUAAGCACUGGUCAAUACAGGACACUCUCAGGUAUGGGGCAGCCCCGUCCAUUCCUAAGGAAAUCUCUUAGUUUAGGGUCUCAGAAGUGGGAUCAUCAUCAAAGCUCCAGGACAUAUGUCUCUAAUAAAUCUUACAAAGAUGAGCUACCCCAUCUUAGUGUAAAAGACAAGUCCUACAAUUUGGGUUGCACACCUGCAAAUUCUUACUUGAGGUCUGGUCCCUCAUGGCAAGGGACAAGGCAUGCCAAAUCAUACAGCAGCUAUGGCCCAGAGAGACCUUGUAAUAGUGAAAGACCACACAUGACUCCAUCAUCUCUCAUCAAUGCGCAUGGCCCAUCAGUCCUAGAUCCACCAAAACCUGUAGAACCUUACAGACGAGAGUCAGAUCAACAUCAACAAGCUACAGUCUUUCAAGAGUGGCCACUGUCAUAUCAAGAGACCCUAAGGUUAGUCCAGCACAGGUAUGUCCCCCAUGGUCCCCCUCGACCCCUUAGUGCACCCAGACUAGUUGCAAGGUGGGGCCAUCCUCACCCUAUGGUCUCCAGAAAGAGUUUUCAGAGGCCAUUCUUGCCUAGGGGUUACAGCUGGCCUUCACCCCACCAUGCAGUUUUUCCCUCAAGGGAGAUUCAGAGAGAACUACAUGGAGUGGUGGGCGAGGGUGAGGGCAGGGACAGUACAGGAGAGUGUGGUCGAGCCAGUUAUGCCAGCCAGAGCAGUGGUAGGGGGAGCGUGGGGCCAUUUGGGCACCUCCGCCAGUCCCUUUCCAUCACUCCUACAUUAUUGAGCUCUCCUGAGAUUACAGAGGAGAGUGAGAGGCACAAGAGAGAAUCACACCUGCAAGAGCGAAGGUCAAAAAGUAGGAAUACAUCAGUAGAUGAGUGUUAUGAGUUUGAUGCUACUGAAUACCAGAUAGGCCUUGACCUCCUGGAGGCCAUAAAGAUGGAGCACGCAGGCAUGAGGCAAGGGAGGGAACUGAGGCAUGAUAGGGUUACCAGCACUGGCCUCCAGGACCUUCAGGAGGAAGGCCCAAACUCCUUCCUUAGUUUUCCCUCAGCCUCCCAGCCUCCUCAACAACAAUACAAUCAUUCUCUUAGUGAGGCACGUUUCAGUGCCCUGAUGCAAGAGUUCCAGGAGUACCGCAGAGCACAGGGAUCCUUCUCCCAAGACCCCUGCCCCCUCCCUGACCUCAACUUUGAUUCAGAGUCUGCCCUGCUUUGAGAGCCCUAACUUGCUGUUAGCUUUGAACACCACUCUGUGACUAGAGACAUGGCCAUUAUGAAGCUAAUAUUUGGUCAGUAUUCAUGUUUCAAAUGUGAUGCAGUUUGGCUUAUCUGUGAAUGUUGGAAUGUUUCUGCUGAUCAUGCCAGGGUUCUACUGCUAACAACCAUGAUAUCGACAGUGUUUUUGUAAUAGUGAAUCUUCUUCCUUUCUGUUUCAGGAGAUAGAUUUGGGUUUUAGGAUAAAUUGUAUCCUGAAAUUUUUGAUACUCAUAAUCAUGAUGUAUAUUUAUCCUAUACUUGGACUUUAAAGGGGAUAUUUUUUUAAAUAAGAGACACCAUAUAUGCAUCAGUGUUUUCGAAAAUAACAUUCUAAUAAGAUUUAUUAAGAAAUUAGAAAAGUUGUAAAAUGUGCUCAGGUGUUUUAUUCUUUUUGUGAUAUCAGGUGCUGGAUAUACAGAAGCUUAUUUUGCAAUGACUUUGUUGGUUUUUGGAAAUACACCAAGUCACAAGAAUGCAUAGUGACUGUAAACAGAUUAAAAUGCUGAUGUGUGAGGUGCUGUUUAGCAAAACCGCUCAAAUAAUUUUCAAAUGCAUUUCUCACUGUGACUAUCAUUACAGUGUCUUGACAACCCUUGUUUGUGAGUAGGUACUUGAUAAUAUUUUGGCUACAUCACAAAAUUAUCAAAACAAUAAAGACUGUAUACAGGUAUUUGGACAAUCUGUUUUUGCUGCCUUAAAAUGUAACUGCUUCCACGCCUCUAAAUUGCAUGUUCUAUGACUCUCAUUUUCACUAUUUUGGGUCUCCAAUGAUGUUUAAUUCACUUUAAUGUGUACAAAGCUAGAUUUGAAUUUGCUUGAUAUUAAUACAUGCAACUUUAGGGUACAUUGUUACGUCAGCAUAUGUGUUAUAUGUUUUACCUAAUAAGAGUGAGUCCCCACUGACCAUAUGACUUUACAACUGAAACUGAUGAAAGGCUGUUUAUGAGUACUAUUCAUGAGUACAAAUAUAUAUAUAUAUAUAUAUAUAUAUAUAUAUAUAUAUAUAUAUAUAUAUAUAUAUAUAUAUACAUACAUACACAUAUACAUAUGUAAAAAUGUCCAAAUUUGGCCCUAAGUGUCAAUAUUUAGUGUGGCCACCAUUAUUUUCCAGCACUACCUUAACCAUCUUGGGCAUGGAGUUCACCAGAGCUUCACAGGUUGCCACUGGAGUCCUCUUCCACUCCGCCAUGACGACAUCAUGGAGCUGGUGGAUGUUAGAGUCCUUGUGCUCCUCCACCUUCCAUUUGAGGAUGCCCCACAGAUGCUCAAUAGGGUUUAGAUGGGUUUAGACAUGCUUAGCCAUUCCAUCACCUUCACCCUCAGCUUCUUUAGCAAGGCAGUGGUCGUCUUGGAGGUGUAUUUGUGGUCGUUAUCAUGCUGGAAUACUGCCCAGUGGCCCAGUCUCCGAAGGGAGGGGAUCAUGCUCUGCUUCAGUAUGUCACAGUACAUGUUGGCAUUCAUGGUUCCCUCAAUGAACUGUAGCUCCCCAGUGCCGGCAGCAGUCAUGCAGCCCCAGAUCAUGACACUGCCACCACCAUGCUUCACUGUAGGCAAGACACACUUGUCUUUGUACUCCUCACCUGGUUGCCGCCACACUCGCUUGACACCAUCUGAACCAAAUAAGUUUAUCUGGGUCUCAUCAGACCACAGGACCUGGAUCCAGUAAUCCAUGUCCUUAGUCUGCUUGCCUUCAGAAAACUGUUUGCGGACUUUCUUGUGCAUCAUCUUUAGAAGAGGCUUCCUUCUCGGACGACAGCCAUGCAGACCAAUUUGAUGCAGUGUGUGGCGUAUGCUCUGAGCACUGACAGGCUGACCCCCCAACCCUACAACCUCUGCAGCAAUGCUGGCAGCGCUCAUAUGUCUAUUUCCCAAAGACAACCUCUGGAUAUGACGCAGAGCACGUGCAAUCAACUUCUUUGGUCAACCAUGGCGAGGCCUGUUCUGAGUGGAACAUGUCCUGUUAAACCACUGUAUGGUCUUGGCCACAGUGCUGCAGCUCAGUGUCAGGGUCUUGACAAUCUUAUAGCCUAGGCCAUCUUUAUGUAGAGCAACAAUUCUUUUUUUCAGAUCCUCAGAGAGUUCUUUGCCAUGAGGUGCCCUGUUGAACUUCCACUGACCAGUAUGAGGGAGUGUGAGAGCGAUGACACCAAAUUUAACACACCUGCUCCCCAUUCACACCUGAGACCUUGUAACACUAACAAGUCACAUGACACCGGGGAGGGAAAAUGGUUAAUUGGGCCCAAUUUGGACAUUUUCACUUAGGGGUGUACUCACUUUUGUUUCCAGCGGUUUAGACAUUAAUGGCUGUGUGUUGAGUUAUUUUGAGGGGACAGCAAAUUUACGCUGUACACAAGCUGUACACUCACUACUUUACAUUGUAGCAAAGUGUCAUUUCUUCAGUGUUGUCAUAUGAAAAGUUAUAAUCAAAUAUUUACAAAAAUGUGAGGGGUGUACUCACUUUUUUGAGAUACUGUAUAUUGCUUGAAUAUUUAUAUUUAAUAUUUAUUGAAUCUUAUUAGCAAAAGUAAUAUUUUGAAAUCACUUUUAUGAAAACUUGCAUAAUGCUAAAUGUACAUUUAUAUUAAUAAUGUUAUCAUUUAUUUAGCACUGUCUGUUUCUUGGUGUUUCAGGCAAGUGAUAUUUCUUUACCUGUUUGCUAAAAGCACAAAGGCUUCUGUUAAAAUGUUGGAAUUAAAGCCCCAAUUAUCAGUUACUAGCUUGUGCUAUAGAAUGAUAGCAUACAUAUAGCUAACGUACUGUAUAUAUUGUACUUGUUGUUGUCUUCUAAUAUUGCUUAUAUUUCCUUGUUUUGCUCAUAGCAUGGCCAUUCAAAAGGCAUCCAUGCUGAAAUUCCCAAACUCAGCUCUACAAAUUUUUUACAAAUGAUUCCUAUCUGGGGCUUUCAGUAUGUUUCUUCAUACUUCAUUCAUGUUAUUUUACAUUUGUGUACUAGAUGUAUAUAAUUGAUCAAGUGGAGCAUCAGUUAUCAAAAUGUUAAUUAAUGGUUGCUUUGUUCCAUCCAACUUAUUUCCCACUGCUAUUUUAAUAAUGUAUUUAUUUUAUACCUAUUAUUGAGAACAGACAACUGUCAUUAUUUUAUGACUCACUCAGUGCCUUAUGUGUUUGUACAAGUCUUGUCAUCUUUGUCUAACUGAGGUCUGUUGUAUAACGUCACCCUGCUCAAUAAGCCACGUUUUAUUUGUUCAGUUUUCAACUACUGUAACGAAGCAUGUUUGAGAGAAUUUUUAUAUAUAAAUAUUUUUGCUUUCACACUAAGACUUUAAUUUACAGUUUUGUAUAUAUGUGACUGAAGAUGAUACCAUGCAGCUGUGUUUACGUUCAUGCCUUCAUUUCAGUGUGAACUAGCUGUUGUAAAUGUUUUGUAUAUAUCAUAUUUUGCGAAAACAUUGUUUUUGAGUAGUAGUUUUUUAAAGAAAUCUAUUUUAUAUUUAAAAUACUUUAUGUAAAUUUUGUUCAACAAUUAUCAGCAUUUUGAAAAGGAUUUUCAAGUUUUGUAUAAUUUAUGAGUUUUAUAUUUUGUUUUUCAUGAAAUUUUAUUAAAUAAAUUGUCUUUAUUUACUAAA